ACAGAAAAUGGAAUAACCAGGCCCAAACAACCGGAGCAACACAUUUUUCGCAGCCAUUUUUCCUCUCUCAAGCGUUCAAUCCCUCAAUGUUCUUCCCUUCAUCUGCUCAAUCUCAAGAACAUUCAAAAUAAAAACGAUGAAUGCGAACAGAGGCAUCUUUGCGCUGGUAAAAUCUCACCAGCUUAUCCCUUCGAACAUUAGGGUAUCUUCUUUUCAUUCCACGCAUAUCCUCGAACGCAAGAGACGCUCAUAUUUUGAUCCUGUUAGUCUCUCUUUCUCUCUAUAUUGCUAUUUCUUUGUGUUUAUUUGGUUUGAACUGGGAUAUUUUGAAAUGGGUACGCUGGAUUUAUAUGUAUCUAUGCAUUUUUGCAUAAAAGAAGAUGUUUUGCGCAGACAUGCUGUCAUGUUCUGGUAUGAAUACUUGUAAAGGUUCGAUCUUUUCAUGUUUAAUGGCGGAAUGUCUGUGUUUAGUUCCAGAAGUUUCUUGAAAUUGAGAUUAUAUGUGGUUGGUUUCUUGUAUUGUGGAAUGGGGCUCUGCCAAAAAAAUUGAAUUUAAGUUUUUUCCUAGGGAAGAAGGGCGAGUAGGAAGGCUCCAUCAAGGAGGUUUAACUAUGAGAACAAAAGAUUUAGGAAAUUCAAUGCAAAACAAACAUUGUUGCGAAAUGUCAGUUCAUUUGCGGAUGAGUUAUUUCAGAGCUGGCAUUGUGAUUUUAAUGACGACUAUGAUUCUUCUUCAAGCCAAGGUUGGAGGUGGUUUGACGAGGAUUGUUCGUAUAAUGCAUCAAAUUCAAGCAGAUCAAGGAACAAAGGGCGGUUUGAUGAGGAUUUUUCGUAUAAAGCAUCAAAAUCCAGCAAAUCUAGGAGCAAGGGAUCCCAUAAAUGGAGUGAGUUACGGUUUGUUGAUGAUUUGGGCUUAGAAGUAGAAAACUUUUUCCGUACUGGUUUCGGUGGAAAACACAGCUUCAGUUGGUCAUUUGUAAAUGAAGAUUUCCCACAUAGACAUUCAUCGCGUCACUCUAACACUUAUGGGCAUUCAAAGCAGAGGUUUAGGCAUAAAUAUGAGUAUGAUGAUGAUGAUGAUUAUGGAUCGAGAGAACUUGAAAUGCGCCAAACUGAUUUGAGGUCCCAGCGACUUGCCCUUGGCUUGAAUGCCUCCGGUCCCUUAAAUCUUGAAGAUGUCAAAAACGCAUAUCGUUCGUGCGCUUUGAAAUGGCAUCCGGAUCGCCAUCAAGGUCCUUCCAAGGUGGUCGCUGAAGAGAAGUUCAAGGCUUGCAGUUCGGCUUACCAAUCGCUGUGCAAUAAUAUAUCUCUCAACUAAUCAUCUGCCCCAGCAAGUGAAAUGACGUUUUUAGCCCUUAACGCGUGGCUCCUGUAAUGUUCUCUGUUCAUUUAGGUCAUAAACAAGAAUGCAAGACUGCCUCCAUAUGUAACCUAUUUUUCAUUGACAUUUUUCUUUUUGAAAGUUGUAAAUUGUGAUGCUGUGAUGUACUGUUAUUGCCAAUUUGCCAUAGACACAGGCUUAAGGUUAUA
Cuscuta campestris is the source of this 1530-nucleotide messenger RNA. NCBI's taxonomy places the organism in Eukaryota, Viridiplantae, Streptophyta, Magnoliopsida, Solanales, Convolvulaceae. The record is from the annotation of a GenBank genome assembly.